This is a messenger RNA of Acanthisitta chloris (rifleman), 751 nucleotides long. RefSeq names its product CD151 molecule (Raph blood group) (gene CD151). The transcript is spliced from 6 exons. The annotation marks the transcript as partial. Gene Ontology annotation, cellular component: membrane. Lineage: Eukaryota; Metazoa; Chordata; Aves; Passeriformes; Acanthisittidae. The record is from RefSeq and is a predicted model, not a curated record.
CUUUCUGCUUUCCUGAAUCCAGCAGCAGACCAGAGCCAGCAAGAGGAGAGGGGGUGGAAGAAAGCACUUGAAGAGAACUGAACAUUUGCACUGGUGCUGUGAGCAGCUUUGGUGGUGAAAGGCUUGCUGAGCCAGAAAGAUGCGUGAGUAUACAGAAAAGAAGGAAACAUGUGGGACCAUCUGUCUGAAGUACCUGCUCUUCAUCUUCAACUUCUUUUUUUGGCUGGCUGGUGGGGCUGUGAUGGCAGUGGGUGCCUGGACCCUAGCUGAGAAGAGUGACUACAUCAGCCUGCUCUCCUCCAGCACCUAUUCUGCAACUGCUUAUAUUCUGGUGGUGGCUGGGGUGGUGGUCAUGGUUACUGGCAUCCUUGGGUGCUGUGCCACCUUCAAAGAGCGCCGGAAUUUGCUGAGAGUGUACUUCAUAUUGUUGCUGUGCAUCUUUCUCCUGGAGAUCAUUGCUGGAAUCCUGGCCUAUAUCUAUUACCAGCAGCUGAGCAUGGAGCUGAAGCAAAAUCUGAAGAACACCAUGACCCAGAAGUACCGUAAGGAGGGAGAAGAGAGUGUUACCAGUGCAGUAGACAAACUGCAGCAGGAGUUCAAGUGCUGUGGGAGCAACAACUACUCAGACUGGGCCGACAGCCUGUGGAUCAAAUCUCCAGAGGCCAGUGGACGGAAAGUGCCAGACAGCUGCUGUAAGACGAUAACUGACUUGUGUGGCCGAAGAGACCAUCCCUCCAACAUCUACAAGGAG